Condylostylus longicornis is the source of this 2101-nucleotide messenger RNA. Its product is annotated as glutathione hydrolase 1 proenzyme-like. The record is from RefSeq and is a predicted model, not a curated record. The transcript has 8 exons. The coding region runs from base 243 to 1967 and encodes 574 amino acids. Gene Ontology annotation, cellular component: plasma membrane. Lineage: Eukaryota; Metazoa; Arthropoda; Insecta; Diptera; Dolichopodidae. Gene Ontology annotation, biological process: glutathione catabolic process. Gene Ontology annotation, molecular function: glutathione gamma-glutamate hydrolase.
CGAAGCUAAUGAGUAGUUUUCGGAAAAAAAGAAUUAAAAUUAAGAAAAAAAAAUAUUCAAUACAAUAUUUGGAAAAACGGCUGUGCAAUUUUUGUGAUAAAUAAUUUUUAUAUAAGAAAUAAAAGAAAAAAAUAAAUAAAUAAAUAAAGUGAAACAAUUUGAUUUAAAUAAAUUUAAUUAUAUAAUUUUAACAUUUUAAUUAAAAAAAUUUUUAAGCAAGUUUGAAAGCAGAGAAAUUUAUAAUGAAAUUUGGCAAAAUAAGUAAAAAAGGAGUAAUAUUUACUGCUAUUGGGAUAGUUGUUAUAGUAGCAAUUGUUGUCGCUCUAGUUUUUGCUUAUAAGACAGAUUCAAUUACAGAACGUGGUGCUGUUGUGUCAAAUGGAUAUGAAUGCUCUAAAAUUGGAAUUUCAAUUUUAUCAAAAGGAGGAUCAGCUGCUGAUGCUGCCAUAGCGACAUUGUUUUGUGAAGGAGUUGUUUUACCACAAAGCAUGGGCUUAGGUGGAGGAUUUGUUGCAACUAUUUACACUAAAUCAGAAUAUGAAGUAGAAUCUUUAAUAGCAAGAGAAGCAGCACCUUUACGAUCUCACAAGGAUAUGUUUGAAAAUACAACUGAAAUUACAGGUGGCAUAUCAGUUGCGGUACCAGGCGAAUUACGAGGUUAUUGGGCUCUUCAUAAGGCACACGGAAAAUUACCAUGGGCCGACUUAAUAAAACCUACAAUUAAUUUAGCACGAACUGGAGUCCGUGUAUCAGCAUAUUUAGCUAAAUCAUUAGAAAAAUACAAAAGUAUAAUUAUGGAUGAUCGAAAUAAUUUUCGAGAAAUAUUUAUUAAUGAGGCAACAGGUGAUGUUUGGAAAGAGGGUGACAUUAUGAAAAGACUGCGGUUAGCUGAUACUUUGGAAGAAAUAGCUGAAAAGGGAGAAGGUGCGAUAUAUGGUGGCGAAAUUGGUAAAAUGUUGGUUGAAGAUAUCGAAAGUAGAGGUGGAAUUAUACAAGAAAAAGAUUUAUUAGACUACAGUGUUCGUUGGGAAAAACCUGUAAAAGUAGCUAUUGAUGAACAGCACACUUUAUAUACUGUAUCAGUACCGGGUAGCGGAAUAAUUCUUACUUUCAUUUUAAAUUUAAUACAAAGUAUGAGAACAGAUGAUCGUAAUGUAUUUCAUCAAAGAAUAGUUGAGGCGUUUAAACAUGGUUAUGGGCAAAGAACAAAGUUAGGUGACCCUAAAUAUUCACCAGAAGCGUUGGAAAUAAUUAAAAACUUGGAAGACCCAGAAUUUGUCAAAGAAAUUCGUAAAAAAAUAUUUGACAACAAAACUUUCACAGAUUACAGAUACUAUGGUGCUAAUUUCUCAAAUGUCGAGGAUCACGGUACAGCAAAUUUGGCGGUUUUAGCUCCAAAUGGUGAUGCAGUAGUCGUAACUAGCACCGUUAAUACUAUAUUCGGUGCAAAAUUUCGUUCGAGAACAGGUAUUAUUUUAAAUGAUGAAAUGGAUGAUUUUUCGGUCCCAGGAAGAGUUAAUGGUUUCGGAAUUCCACCUUCACCGGCUAAUUUUAUCGAAAAAGGUAAAAUUCCAAUGUCUUCAAUGUGUCCAUCUAUUAUUCUUGAUGAAAGAGGUGAUGUACGUCUUUUAAUAGGGGCCGCUGGUGGAUCUAAGAUUACAACAGCCGUAGCCUUGAGUAUAAUUAGAUAUUUUAUGUUGAACCAAAACCUUAAUGAUUCUAUCCAAGGAGACAGGCUCCAUCAUCAAUUGGCUCCAAAUUUAAUACAGUUUGAGACCAAUUUCGAUAAAGAAAUUUUCAACUUUUUGAAUAAAACUAUUAAUCAUGCAGUAGAAAUAGUACCGGAAAAUAUUGGUUUCGCUGCUGUUACUGCUAUUGGUAACUUACAUAACGAAAUGAGCGCUGUUUACGAUAGAAGAAGAAAGGGUAGCUUUGAAGUAAUGGAAAUAAAUAAGUCUUCAGAAUAGAUUUAGUUUAGGAAUAAAUUUAUUUAUUUAUUUUAAGUACCUAUAACAACUACAAAGACAAUUUAGUUUUUAUGUAUGUUUUAAUUAUAUGAAUGUAUAUGUAUUAUUAAAAACAAACAAAAUAUAGUUUUGUC